Messenger RNA from Leptopilina boulardi, 2056 nucleotides. RefSeq names its product inactive peptidyl-prolyl cis-trans isomerase FKBP6-like. The coding region runs from base 122 to 1438 and encodes 438 amino acids. Lineage: Eukaryota; Metazoa; Arthropoda; Insecta; Hymenoptera; Figitidae. The transcript has 6 exons. Gene Ontology annotation, molecular function: peptidyl-prolyl cis-trans isomerase activity; protein binding. The record is from RefSeq and is a predicted model, not a curated record.
CGUCACUAUUCAAUUGUAAUUUAAAGCCUCGUUGGCGAGCAUGGACGUGAUCUGUUGUUCCUAUAUUUGAAUACUAGUGAAAUUUACUUUAAAAAAAAAUAGUUAAACAAAUUUUAGCAAAAUGCCGAAAACUAUUUUUGCCCAAGACGGCUUUUGUCUCAAGGAUAUCUUAUCAGAUGAUGGUGUUUUUUUUGAAAUGAAUGGAGAAUUUUUUGAUAAUGACGAACCAAAAUUUACAAAUGAUAUCAAUAUGUCACACGAUGAUUUGAUAAAAUUUUUAUAUAUGGAUGAAAUUGAUAAUAAUUUAACGAAUAAAAUUGUCUCACCAUUAGGAGUAAAUUUUAAUCAAUUAAGAGCAAACAUGACUGAUCUUCUUGGAAAUGGAAUGAUAUUGAAAUUGUUAAGAAAAAGGGGUGUAGGUGAAGAAAUGCAAGAAAAUGCGCUAAUAACGGCAAAAUAUAUUGGCUAUUUUGAAGAUCAAGAUGAGCCUUUUGAUGCAACUUACAAUCAUGAAGUAUCAAAUAAUUUACAAUUAGGAAAUGAUAUUUUAAUUCCAGGACUUGAAAUUGCUCUUCGUUCAAUGAAAAAACAUGAAAUAUCAAUUUUUAUCAUUAAACCCGAGUAUGCAUUUGGAAAAGCUGGUUGUCCACCACGUAUUCCUCCAAAUGAAGAUGUUUUAUUUUUAAUUAAUAUAAUUGAUUAUAAAACCGAUGAAUUUACCACUAGUUUUAAUAAAUUGUCAAUUGAAGAAAGAAAAGCAUUUUUCUUUGCUGAAAAAAGAGCAGAAGCUUUAAUAGAAAAGGCUUCGGAAUAUUUUAGAAAAGGAAAUUUCAAUAAGGCAAUAAAUGAAUAUACCAGUGCUGGAAAAAUUAUCGAAUCAGCACGUUUAGCGAAUGAUGAGGAAGAAAUAAGACAGAAAGAAUUAUUAACGAGAGUUUAUGGAAAUUUAGCAGUUUGCUUUAAUAAACAAAAUAAGCCUCGUUGUGCAUGUUCGGCAAUUAAUCAAAUUCCAAAUCCAAAUGCUAAAUCUCAUUUUAACCAUGGACGAGCGCUUAUUCGUUUGGGAGAAUUUGGUAGAGCUCUUAAGGAGUUAAAUAUUUCCGAGAAUAUGGAACCGGGUAAUAAAAUGAUUGCUGAAGAAAUAAAAUUAAUAAAACAAUUGGAGUCCAAGUAUAAUUUAUUGACCAAAAAUUUAACAGAAAAUAGUUAUUUAAUCACCGCUGAAGGUGAUGUACGAUUAGAGUUCAUAAACGUUGCUAAAAAACUAUGCCAAACAUUACAAAAUGAUAAUAAUGUUUUGAGAAUAAUUUUGCCUAGUAGUUUAACAAAUGAUGAGAAAUCCUUUAUUACAGAAUUGACAGCAAACUAUAAACUAAUAGUGGUUAGCCAUAUUAGAUAUGAAAAAGAAAUUGUUUUCAUUGCCAAGCCGAAUUAUUAAUAACAAAAACGUAGAUUAACAUUUUUUUUUCUGGUUAUUAACUUGGUAAUGAAAAUACGAAUAAAAGAAAGGCAUUUACUGAGCAGUAUUUGCUCACAAAACUAAACAAAUUCUAAGUGUACGAGUAAACUUGUUCUUAUUCUAAACAAGUUGUCUUAGUCACCUGAUUUGUGAGUCGGUUUUUAAAAAAUUGCUAGUUUUCAGCGUCUAUUUUUCUAUGCAGAGGUUUUUACAUUUAGCGCUCUGUUUAUAUUUAGCAAGCUUGAAAAUUUUCAAUUUUUCUAAUUGCAAUUGCGAUUGCAAUUAAUUGCUCUUCUUAAUUUUCAUUUGAAGAGUCAUUUGUCGAGAUUUACGAACUAUAAAAAAAAAAAUUAGCGGUUCGUAAUAAAGUUGUGAGAUCACAACUACGAUAAUUAUUAUUAUUUUCGGAUAAAUCCGAUCAUUACUAAUGAAUUACUUAAAUAUUUUGUUAUAUUCCUCAGUCCCUUUUUAGAGGGCAGUAAUCAUUAUGUAAAUCAUAAAAAUUUUAUACAAAUUUUUUAUGGAUUGAUUUUCUUUUAAGAGUACAAAUUGUACUCUUGUUUCAUUGUAUUUCAAAUAAAUUGGAAUUUAAUUGAA